AUGGACUAUAAGCAAAUAAAUCACACCCUGAGACCUGAGUUCAUUUUUGUUGGAUUCUCUAAUCAUACUGGAAUACAAGUGUUAUUCUGUGUUGGGUUUAUUACUAUGUAUACACUCACACUUUUGGGAAAUGGCCUCAUUAUCACCCUCACCUUGGUUGAUUCAGCCCUUCACACACCUAUGUAUUUCUUCUUGAGGAACUUGUCCUUUCUAGAGAUUGGCUACACUUCAGUGACCCUCCCUAAGAUGCUAGUCAAUUUUGUAUCUGAGUCCAAGAGUAUCUCCUUUGCUGGUUGUGCUGCACAGAUGUAUUUUCUUCUUUCACUUGGAACUGUUGAGUGCUAUCUCUUGGCUGUCAUGGCAUAUGACCGCUACAUAGCCAUCUGCUCUCCGCUCCAUUAUCCUCUGAUUAUGAACCAAAGGACUUGUGCUCAGAUGGCUGUUGCCUCUUGGCUCUGUGGACUUGUGAUGCCCCUUGGCAAUGUGGUUUGGAUCUUCACCUUGCCUUACUGUGGUCCAAACAAGAUUAAUCACUUCUUCUGUGAUGUGCCACCAGUGCUGAAGUUGGCAUGCACCGAUACCACACAGAAUGAGAUGUCCAUCCUUGCAUUAAGUGUUCUAAUAACCUUAUCUCCAUUCCUGCUGGUGCUGGUUUCUUAUGUCCGUAUCAUUUUCACUGUAGUGAAAAUGCCUUCAGCUGAGGGUAGGCACAAAGCCUUCUCCACUUGCUCAUCCCACCUCAUAGUAGUCACCCUGUUCUACGGCUCUGCUAGUGCCAUGUACCUGCGCCCAAAGUCCACCCACAUUGAAAAUAUAGAUAGGUUGGUUGCCCUAUUUUAUUCUAUCAUCACUCCAAUGCUGAAUCCUAUGAUCUAUAGUUUAAGGAACAAAGAAGUGAAAAAUGCCCUAAGGAAGCUUUUAUCCAUGAAAAAGCCAGCAAUUUCCAGAAUAAUUUCCAUUAAUGCAUUUCCUAAUUUUAUAAUAUGA
Messenger RNA from Elgaria multicarinata webbii, 987 nucleotides. RefSeq names its product olfactory receptor 10A7-like. Lineage: Eukaryota; Metazoa; Chordata; Lepidosauria; Squamata; Anguidae. Gene Ontology annotation, cellular component: plasma membrane. The record is from RefSeq and is a predicted model, not a curated record. The coding region runs from base 1 to 987 and encodes 328 amino acids. The transcript has 2 exons. Gene Ontology annotation, biological process: G protein-coupled receptor signaling pathway; detection of chemical stimulus involved in sensory perception of smell. Gene Ontology annotation, molecular function: G protein-coupled receptor activity; olfactory receptor activity.